AUGCAUCCAUCAACCAACAUUUUCAGCCUCCAAGGUUCUCCACCUUCGUACCUUUCUCAUUACCAUACAUCCUCCCCAUUUUGCGUCGAUGUGCAAAACCCUACUCCGUUCUACAGCUUCCAAGCUGGUGUAAACACUCCACAGUUCAUGAGCAGCAAUAACUCGACUUCGGAUGAAGCAGAAGAGUAUCAGAAGGAUGUAAUGAAUGAGAGGAAGCAGAGGAAGAAGGUAUCAAACAGAGAAUCAGCGAGGAGAUCGCGUAUGAAGAAGCGGAGACAGCUUGAUGAGCUUUGGUCACAAGUAAUGUGGCUUAGAAAUGAGAACCAUCAGUUGCUUCAAAAGCUUAACUGUGUCUUGGAGUCUAGCGAGAAGGUUACUGAAGAGAAUGCUCAGCUCAAAGAGGAAACCUCUGAGCUUAAGCAAAUGAUUAGUGAUAUGCAGCUUCACAACCAGAGCCCUUUUUCUUGUUUUAGAGAUGACAUUGUAUAG
Messenger RNA from Microthlaspi erraticum, 489 nucleotides. Lineage: Eukaryota; Viridiplantae; Streptophyta; Magnoliopsida; Brassicales; Brassicaceae. The record is from the annotation of a GenBank genome assembly.